GAAAGGAAUUGUAUCGUAUCAGUUUGUGGCCAUGGUGCAUGCAAGUUGUUUGGCCUAGCUAAGUUCUUUAAUGGUGAUCAUUACACAUACAUUACGACAGCUGUGUUAUGGAACUAGAUAAAAUGGACGAGAACGACUGGAAAUACCAUGGGGAAGGAAACAAGAGCCUAGUGGUUUCUCACGGCCAGCAUUCCAGAGUUCUUCGUCUUUUGAAGUACCCUGCAGAAAAUGCAGAGAACACACACCAGACAACAGAACAGGCCUUCCGGCACAUCCAGAACAUUGUUGACUUUAAUAAAAAUGUUAUGAAGCCGCUCCUUGGAGAGAAAUACGUCCAUCACGGGGAGGCUGUUAAACUACCUUUAGACUUUGUGAGGCAGCUGUCCUUGAAGGUUCAACAGGAGCGGCCAGAAUCGCGCUGUGACAAAGUGAUGGACACCUUCAGUGGCUGUGCCGUGUGCUUGCCUAACCUGACCCAGAUCUCUGCCUGCCACAUCAGUGAACACAGACCUCCGCUCUGCAUCGAAAUAAAGCCAAAAUGUGGAUUUCUGCCAUUUUCACGACAUGCCUCAAAGGAAGUGAAGCGUAAGGUGUGCCGCUUCUGUCUGCAUCAGCACUUUAAGCUGGCCAACGGCAAAUGGAAGCGAAUGAGCAGGUAUUGUCCCCUGGAUCUGUUCUCAGGGAAUAAACAGAGAAUGUAUGUUGCAAUUAAACACUUGUUAGAGGAGCCACAAAACAACUUCAAAAUAUUUAAGAACGGUGUGUUGAUAUACAGCUGUAAGGACGACGCGGAUCGGCAGCAGGACCUGAACGAGCUGGCCCAGCACCUCAAACCUUACUUCUUCCCCACUAACGGCCUAAUCAAUGGUCACCAGUCCAGCAAGGUGGUCCUGAACGAGCUGAUCCAAGUGAUAAUCAGUGCACUGCUCAGCAGCUGGGACUCCAGUCGCACGGGAGAGCCCAGGAAGGUGCUGCCGUCGGAGGGCAGGGCUCACUGCGAAGCCAGCCCCCUGCACUGGGACAUGCUGCGAAAUGGUAACCACUACCUGCCCAAAGACUGUGUUCUGUCUAAAAUACUGCAAGCUCAGAUGCUGGAUAACCUGGACAUUGAAGGACUUUACCCCCUGUACAAACGGGUGGAGCAGUACCUGGAGGAAUUCCCCAAAGAAAGGAACAGACUACAGAUAGAUGGGCCAUACAAUGAAAACUUUCUGGAGAAAGUGAAAAAUUGCCCCUCUGAAGAUGAUGGCUCAAUUGAAUAUGCAGUUGGCAAGGUCCACCAGUACAGAGUAGCGAUGACAGCCAAAGACUGCUCCGUGAUGAUUGCUCUCGCGCCUUGUGGAGAGGAUGAACUGCUGGAACCAAGCUUGGAAAUCCAGCCCUCAAAGCCCAGGUUUACAUACUCUGUGUCCAUCCUGGAUUUAGACCCAAAACCUUACGAGAGCAUCCCCCACCAGUACAAACUCGACUCGAAAAUCGUCAACUACUACUUGAGGAGCAUUCAAUCUAAACAGGAGCCGCCAAAGCUUAACCGGACCAUGGACAGGGACCGGGAAGACUGCACGCUGGUGUUCCACCCUGUAUGAACCACUCUCGCCCUCCCUCAGGGGAACUGUGUGAAGUGAGCAAUGACAAAUGCAAAGAUGGAAUCCAUGAAACAUAUCCUUUUUUGUGUUUUCUUUUUUUUUCCUUUGAAAAGCUGUAUGCCAUAUUGAUUUGGAGAGUGAAUGUAGGUGAGACAGGGGUGUAAGUGGUGAUGUUACAGUGGUGCAGUGGGCCGGCCCAACAUCCUCUCUUAUUGCGCAUAUCCUGUAGGGGGCAGGUCUCCCUGAGCACAAGGUGCCUAAGUGUGUCGGAGAGUGAGGAGGGAGAGCGAGGGGUGUAAUCGUUCAGGUGUCCUUUGGUCAUUCACAGUGCUACAUCCACAAUGCUGUGGUGUUGAAUUGUGCCAAAAGGCUUGUGGUGAUUUUUGAGAGUUCUCAGCACUUCAGCGCUUAGUAAGUGGCAGCUUGAAGCGGUGAAAAGCAGUGAACGGCUCAACAAACCUAUCUGUUACAUCGUCUUUCUUUGCAGCCAUACAAACGCCCUUAAUAGCGGACUUGUUUCCGAAGAUCUGUCAACUGCCCUUAUAUUCAUGAGACGUACAAGUGAAGGUCACCUUAAGAGGGAUUAUUAUAGGGCAGGGAUUCCAGAUUUGUAAUAGAUAAGAAAACUGAAUUUUAAAUAUGUCUUGACACUUGUGUAUUCAAAGAUCCAUCAAGCGGAGUCUUUAAAUGAUGGUGCUACAGCAGAACUCUAGGCUGAUAAAACCUCCCCCAUCUGCUCAGUUGGCCUGAUGCAAUCAAGGAAGGAGAAUAACUUGCUGACCUGGAGUCCUAUCUCAAGAGGGGGUCACUGAGGUAUUAGAAGUGUAUUGCUGAGGUGUCUCGUUUUGUUUGGUCAAUGUGUGUCUUAUUUCAGUUCCGUUCAGCACAUUAAAAACAAACUAGGUUUUCACCUUUUCAUUUAUAUUGCAGUCCUACCCAACUGCCAUAUGGGUGGGAUUAUUUCACAUAUAAUUGGCAAUGAAUCUAGAUGUAGUUUGCCAACACUGAUUAGCGUACUAGCCAUUUUUAUCUUGAGUGGAU
Molecule: messenger RNA, 2627 nt
Organism: Megalops cyprinoides (Indo-Pacific tarpon)
Lineage: Eukaryota; Metazoa; Chordata; Actinopteri; Elopiformes; Megalopidae
Gene: ippk
Product: inositol 1,3,4,5,6-pentakisphosphate 2-kinase
Exons: 13
Coding region: 108-1586 (492 amino acids)
Biological process (GO): inositol phosphate biosynthetic process
Cellular component (GO): nucleus
Molecular function (GO): inositol-1,3,4,5,6-pentakisphosphate 2-kinase activity; ATP binding
Source: RefSeq, a predicted model, not a curated record